Messenger RNA from Polyodon spathula (Mississippi paddlefish), 2628 nucleotides. RefSeq names its product plasminogen-like. Gene Ontology annotation, molecular function: signaling receptor binding; serine-type endopeptidase activity. The record is from RefSeq and is a predicted model, not a curated record. The transcript has 19 exons. Lineage: Eukaryota; Metazoa; Chordata; Actinopteri; Acipenseriformes; Polyodontidae. Gene Ontology annotation, biological process: proteolysis. Bases 59 to 2509 code for a protein of 816 amino acids. Gene Ontology annotation, cellular component: extrinsic component of plasma membrane.
GCCAAUAAAAGGUACAAACAUCUAAGAGGUCUUAGAAGUGCUGGAUGUCAGUGCCAAAAUGGUUACCUGCAGAGCAGCAUUUUUACUUUUCACUGUUUUCCAUUCAGUGGCGGCCAGUAUUUUGGAUAACUAUAUCAAAACUGAAGGAGCCUGGAUAUUUGCUGCCCGGAAAAGCUAUUACAUAACAAAAACUAGCCUAGAAUGUGCAGAAAAAUGCAAUACUGAAACAAAGUUUACUUGCAGGGCUUUCAGAUACUCUACCAAAGACCAGGAAUGUAUAACACAUGUAGACAACAGCAAAACAACGCAGGUGUUGCGAAGGGGAGACACAACUUUCUAUGAGAAGAAAAUUUACCUGACAGAGUGUAAAGAAGGCAAUGGAGUGGGCUAUAGAGGAUUCUUAUCCCACACUGCUUCAGGAAAAACCUGCCAACAGUGGACAUCCAGCACCCCACAUAAGCCCAACAUCACAGCAACAACACAUCCAGAUGCAAAUUUGGAGUCAAACUACUGCAGGAAUCCAGACGGUGAUCCAGAAGGCCCAUGGUGCUACACCACUGAUCCAAAGUUGAGAUGGGAACACUGCCUGAUACAAGAUUGCAGUGAGGAAUGCAUGCACUGCAGUGGAGAAGAUUACCGGGGGAAAGCUGCAAAAACAGAAAGCGGCUAUGUUUGCCAACGCUGGGAUUCUCAAAGUCCACACAGCCAUGGAUAUCUACCAGAUAUAUUGCCAGAUAAAUACCUAGAGGAGAACUAUUGCCGGAACCCUGACGGAGAGCCUCGGCCCUGGUGUUUCACAACCAACCCUUUAAAACGCUGGGAGUACUGUUCCAUCCCUCGCUGUGUUACUCAGCCUCCUGCCAUCACCCCGGAGUUGACAUGUGCAACUGGAGAUGGCAGUUCUUAUCGAGGAACCGUAUCCGUGACAGAGAAUGGAAAAAUAUGUCAGGCCUGGGAUUCUCACACCCCACACAAACAUUCCAGAACUUCAGAGAACUACCCCUGCAAAGGUCUUGAAAAAAACUAUUGCCGAAACCCUGACAAUGAAAGAAUGCCUUGGUGUUACACAACUGACCCAUCAACUCGAUGGGAGUACUGCAAAGUGUCAAGUUGUGGUGCUCAGCCUCAGACAGUAUGGGAAGAACCGAUUGUUCCUCCUCUUUUGGACUGCUACGUAAAUAACGGGAAGACAUAUCGUGGAAUAACAUCACAGACCAUCAGUGGCAAGAAGUGUCAGUCCUGGAGCAGCAUGAAACCUCACAGUCAUAAUAAGACCCCACAGAAUUUCCCAGAUGCGGAUCUGAGGAGAAACUACUGCAGGAACCCUGAUGAUGACAGGGCGCCCUGGUGCUAUACCAUCGAUCCCAGUGUGCGAUGGGAAUACUGCAGCAUUGACAGGUGCCCAAUUGUGCCAUCUAAUGAUGCCAUCACCAACUUCAAGCCUCCUGUGGAAAAACCUUCUUCUACUGUUGAGCUUUCAAAACCAGAAGUACCUCCACAAAAUCCUGAUGCUAAAGACUGCAUAGUUGGCAAUGGAGAAAAUUACAGAGGGACAAAGUCAAUUACUAUGCUGGGGGUAACAUGCCAGGAAUGGGCCUCCAAUACACCACACCAGCAUGACAACUUCACUCCUCAGACCCACCCUGAUAAGGGACUUGACUCAAAUUAUUGCAGGAAUCCAGAUGGCGAUGUAAACGGACCAUGGUGCUACACAACGGAUCCAAACAAAAAAUGGGACAUUUGUGAAAUCCUCAAGUGUGAAGUCCUGGAGUGCGGAUACUCUGCUGUGAAACCCAAAAGAUGCUUUGGCAGAAUCGUUGGCGGCUGUGUUUCCAAGCCCUACUCGUGGCCCUGGCAGAUUAGCCUUCGCACAAGUUUCAAUGCCCAUUUCUGUGGAGGUACUCUGAUAGCUUCACAGUGGGUUCUAACUGCUGCCCACUGCCUGGAAAAAUCGUCAAGGCCCUCUGCAUACAAGGUCUUGUUAGGAAUCGCUACUGAAAAAGCAGAUGAACCGUCAAAACAAGAGAGAGAUGUUGAAAGACUGAUUUUGGGACCUAGUGGAACAGAUAUUGCAUUAAUUAAGUUAAAAAGUCCUGCUUUACUUAAUGAUAAAGUGCAGCCAGCCUGCUUGCCAGAGAAAAAUUAUAUUGUGCCGAGUGGAACAGAAUGCUACGUGACAGGUUGGGGUGAAACGAAAGGUACCGGAGGAGAUGGUGUGCUUAAGGAAACCGGGUUUCCAAUCCUCGACAACAAAGUCUGCAAUCGUCCAGAGUAUCUCAAUGGCAGGGUGAAGGCACACGAAAUGUGUGCAGGAAACAUUGAAGGAGGCACAGACAGCUGUCAGGGUGAUAGCGGUGGUCCCCUGGUUUGUUAUAAGGCUAGGAGUUUUGUUCUUCAAGGAGUGACUUCGUGGGGGCUUGGCUGUGCCAAUGCCAUGAAACCUGGAGUCUACGUUCGAGUGUCCUACUUUGUUGACUGGAUUGAAAGAACCAUGAAAAUCUAUCAGUGAGCGAGCAACUUUGUACUCUGCACCUACAAUGACCUUUUUAAUGUUGUCUUUAUAAUUAAUACUUUUCUUAAUGUUUUGUAAAUACAGCACUUUGAAAUGAUUACGAACAAAGGACUAAA